Molecule: messenger RNA, 4117 nt
Organism: Wasmannia auropunctata (little fire ant)
Lineage: Eukaryota; Metazoa; Arthropoda; Insecta; Hymenoptera; Formicidae
Exons: 5
Coding region: 424-3342 (972 amino acids)
Source: RefSeq, a predicted model, not a curated record
AAUUAUAGUUCGAAUUACUGAGUCGAAUUACAGUACGAUUUGCCUGUGUAUUGUGACUUUGACAAUUAAAUUUUAUAAAUUUACUUUUCUAUUUUAAACGAUAGACUAUAUUCAAUAAAUCAGGAAAUAAACGUAGCGAUAUAACGAAUUUAACUUUAGAUUUAUACGCGCAUGUCGGAAAGCUAUAUGUAUGUAUCAUUUGUAAACACCAAAUCACAAUAAUACACAAGUAGACAACCUUGAGGUAGGCAGUAACAGAUUCUCAGGCGUACAGGUAACAGUAAUUCUGUCGGCAAUUCGUGCGAAGGUGCAGUGUGAUAAACGCGUUUUGAAGCCAAAUUAAAAUGCAACUUUAAUAGAGUGCAAAUAGAUAUUUAAUUAAUCGCGAGCUCAUCUUGUAUUAGUGAUUAUUUGGGCAUAAGUAUGACGAGACGCAGACUGCACAAACGAUCGCGGAAGAGGGCCAAGUUUCACAAGGUGCAGGAGUUCCUUCGGAAGAAUGUUCGAUCGAAACUCUUUGAUUCGAGAAAUGAAGACAAAAAAACUACAAGCAACGUGUCGUACGCGCGUCAACGUUCUCCGGAAUCGGUGCUGUUCGAAUCGCCACGCCCGGACCCGCUCUACAACGAGCUCAGUCCAGAGAUCAUUCCCAAGCCUUCUCGAACGAGGUCGGUGAACUUAAAAAAUUAUCCAGAAAUCGACGACGGGAUCGCCGCGCGGAUGAUCAACCAAUCGAGUCCGAUCUCGUCCAAGGGUCGCGAGCCGGAGCUUCCGAUGUACGAUUUUAAGCACGAUACCAAAAGUGUAAAUGAUUUUUCUAAUUUAGGAGACUCCGAGGAACGCGAGCGAAACGCUGCCAAAUCGAUCGUCGACGACCCGUUUGAUCUCGCGGACAGCUCAUUCAGUUUAUCGUCCUUGAGCAAUGAGGCAAACAACAACGCGAAUAGAACGGCCGAUGUAACGCACGAUGAGAGAUCCUUAUCGAAUACCGUCGACAAAGCGGUCUGUCGAAAAAAUAUCUCGGGGUUAGUGAUAUCUCGUCCCAACACUCCCAACUUGGAAUUCCUGCAAUCGCGCGACGAUACAUACACUUCCGCAAAUGUGGGUCCGCCGGGGUCCGCAAAUUUCGCCGAAAAACGAUCCUCCGGAGUGAGGUCGAAUCAACGGAAAAAUUGCUAUAUAUUUAAAACGACGGACGAUUAUUUAUUGGACAAGACGAUUUCGAUAAAUGAUAAUCUCGUGCACGAGGCGAUGAACAGUUAUCUGGACGAACAAUCGUCGACGAUCAUCGCCAGCAAAUUGGGAAGGGAUCGUGUCUCAGAAUUCCCCGCGCAUUUUGAGAUCGACGAGCGAAGAGAGCUCGCCAGAUCGUCGGUCCGCAGAUCCGUCGAUGGACCUGACGACGGAUCGCGAGACAAUCUCGACAAGAAUAAGAGAAGAACGUCGUCGAGCGACAACAAAAAAUUCGACGUCGCGCUCGAGAAAAUUGGCGAACGUUUGACGGCGAACUGGCGCGAGUUCCGGAAGAUCUUCGCGUAUCUGCGGCGGACGGAGAAAAGGACUCGCAACGAGGACGCAGCCGAACGCGGCGAGUUCUUGUUACACAGAUACAGACGACUCCCCUACGCCUCCGUCUCGACAUUGUCCCUGCCCGCGUCCGUGCUUUCCUCAUCUUCGCCGUUGCCUGCAAAGAGGUACAAUCACGAUGAGUCUGGCCGCGAGUGCGGAAAAUCGAAAUGGGAGGAAGCUGAGAAGAGUGGAAUUCCGCUGGAAUCCACGACGCCUCGCAUCGGAUUGAUGAAACAUUGCCGCCGAACGACCUUGACAUUUGAGGACGAGAACGAAGGGGAGGCGGCCAGGCACCGGAAACCGGCAACUCGAGCGGAUAUCACGAAUCCACUUUCGAAAGAGAAAAAGGAGAGCGCGGAACGUUCGUUUCCAUUAGAUCUAUUAACGUUCUGCGAUGAAACGCAGCAUCAAGACAGCCGCAUCCCGGAAUCAACGAUCACCUCGGACAUUGAACUAUCUGAUCGCGAGGGUUGCAGCGACUCCUUGCAAAAAAUAGAUUAUCAUUGGAAUGGCACUCAGGAGCAUCAAGCGCCCGAAAAUGUUGCAACGCUUCGAGCCCCUCGCAGCCACGUGUCUCGACGAAGAAACAUUUCCCGCACGAUAGUCACGUGGUUGAUCGCUAUCUGCAUUUGGCUGAUAAAGAAAUUGCUGCAUCUCGUAAAUGUCAAUUAUAAGAAGCUAUGGCAGAAAUUGAUCAUCUCGCCUUCGUCGAGUUUUUGGGCAAAGAAAUCCGAUCAUCUGAUGGAAACAAUGCGUUCUGAAAAGAAAAUAUUACAUGCCAUGUCGGAGAAAAUGAUGAGACUUUCGGAAGAUUUCGUCCAGAUACGAACGAACAUCGAAGCCACUCUUAAUGCUCUGACAGCCGAGAUGAACGCCUUUCGUGAAACUGGUAAAAAAAUGACGGAUGAUAAUAUGGCAUUGCUGCAGGAGCUGAAGAAAUUGCGUGAUACGUUAGAGGAAGUUCGAAUGAAAUCUUUGCAACCGGUUCUUUUACCUUCUUCGGGUUCUACAACUUCCCCUGUUUCACCUCCGCUUCCACCUCCACCUUCACCUCCACCACUCCCUCUUCCUCCUCCUCCACCGCUACCAUCUUUGGUAUUUCCUCCGCUGCCGCCGCCACCACCACCAUCACCACCGCCACCGCCACCACCGCCACCACCACCGCCACCGCUACCUCUUUCAUUUCCUCCAAAAGCAUAUACUUCGGAAUCAGCAUCAUCAAUACCACCCCCGCCCCCUCUCCUCCCUUCGACUUCUUUGCAAUCUUCAAUGCCAUUGAUACAACCGACAACUCCCAACAAUAGCAGAAGUAACAAGAACAGGACACCCACAAGAAAGUGUUCCACGCCAUUGUUCAACAGGCCUAGCAUCACCGUCGAGGACUUAUUGAAAGUCACUUUGAGAAAGGCUCCACAAAACAUUCACAAAGAAAACAGACGAAACACUGUACCAGCCUCAAAAGGUCCAGUCGUGUCCUUGGAAAUGUUGCGCAACGUAAAGCUAAAAUCUGCGAAGCGUAGACCUAAUGAUCAAACUGGAAAAUCGCCCAGAAACGGCCGAGUCGUUAAAGGCCGAACCGCGUCGAAUAUCACUCUCUCGCCGAUCUUGACCGGAUCGGAGGAUAAUUUGGAGCGGAUCCUGCGGCGAGUUGAUCUGAAUAGACCAAGGAGAUUAUUAUCUGGCUCAAGUAGCUUUCGCGAACGCGAUUUUACGAAAGAAACGCAAUAUCAGUCGUUAGAAACACUGUCGUAUAGCAAAUCCACGUUUGAAUAACUGCAGUGUCAAAUAUAUGUAUUGUGACAUCGGAAACAAGAAAUUUACAUGAAAUUUUUAAAAGAAAAAACUAUACGUUAAAAUAAUUUCUCGUCUUGCAUAUCAUAAACAUAUUAGAUAUGUCAGAUUUAUGACAUUUUAUAAAAAUUUAAAAAUAUAAUUUAAAAGGAUUUUUUUAUUUUAUUAAAGAAAAAUUAGAAAAAAAUUAAUUUAUAACGAUAUAUGCAAGGAAAAGAAAUUGAAUUCUCACUUCUGAUGUCAUUAUCUAAUUGACUGCAAUAAAAGAUGAUUAAAAGCUUAAAAAAUUUAAAUUAUGUUAACACAGACGUAUGACAUAUUCGUCAUCUAAAAUUAAAAUACCUAAUUUAUAUUCAAAUAUUUAAUAUUAAUGUUUAACAGACGAGCUCAAAGCUCUUUUCGCUGCGCAAUUUUUCUGUAACUGGCUGGCCGAAAAUUUAAAUUGAUCUUUUUAAUAAAACUGUGACCAAGGCAUAGAUUUGUAAUUACUUUAUUUGUAGCUUUCAUGUGUGUGGUUUUACAGAAAAAAAGAUUGUAUCCGGUGUAUUCGCAUCGAUUGUAAUACAGAGCGUAAGAACGCAUGCGGAUCCAAGAAUGUAAAAUCAAUUCCUCCGAACGAUGAUGAAAAAAGCAUUGCGCACUGUUAUUUGUUCAUAGCGAUCAGUAAUGUAUCGAAACCAAUGAAAUCGAACAGAUCCAAUGGUGGUUUGAAAUUUACAUAGUUUGUCGAAAUGAUCCAGAUGGUCUCUGAUUAAUG